AUGAGUGCUGCACUCUGGUACGCGAUUUUUGCUCUGCUGCUGUUUCACCAAGGAUCAACUUUAUAUUUAGAGCAGAAUUGCGGGAUAGGUUCUGUAUUUAGUCCCAAUCCAUGGCUGGUCAAAAUUCUUCCUGAUCCGAGUUCAAAUAUCACAUGCACUGGCUCGCUUAUCAACGAACGCUUUGUCUUGACCGCAGCGAGUUGCAUAGAUAACAAAACUAAACUCUUGCUUCGCUUGGGAGAGGGUUUUGUACGUGGGUACAGUAAAUAUCAAUAUGAAGAAAUCAGUGCUACGAAGGCGAUCGUACAUAGGCUAUAUACCUCAACAACAUAUGAGCAUAAUAUAGCUUUGGUUCGAUUGGCAACAAGUGUUGUAUACAAAAAAAAUAUAAAACCGAUAUGCAUUAUUGUAAACGUGGAAAAAGUACCGAAAGCUCCUACCUUUGAGAUAGAAAUUAAAAAAAGUGAAGUGCCUAAAAAGGACAAAGUUAACAUCUUCAAACAAUUUUCCAAGUGGAUUUCCAAGUUCUUUACAGGGACAUUUCCAGAUCAAAAAUCCAAAGUCAAUAAACCCCCCGAGGCCUUAGCAAUUGGGUCGCCACUCACCAAAAAAAUCGACAAUUCGGAAGUAGUUCAUCAAUAUGGCAUUCUGAGCCAUCAUAAUACCGAAACAAUGAAGGACGUCUAUACCAAUGUGAUGGCCUACGCCGAUUGGAUAAUACCAAUCGCACUUGAUGUGCAUAUAAUCAUGGCCUAA
Molecule: messenger RNA, 756 nt
Organism: Drosophila erecta
Lineage: Eukaryota; Metazoa; Arthropoda; Insecta; Diptera; Drosophilidae
Product: serine protease grass
Exons: 3
Coding region: 1-756 (251 amino acids)
Biological process (GO): proteolysis
Molecular function (GO): serine-type endopeptidase activity
Source: RefSeq, a predicted model, not a curated record